GGUGGAGCCGCUCAGGUGAGGCUUGGAACUGCAAGCCUGCGGGAGCUGCCACGCAUCCUUAUUGCACGGGCGCGUUUUAAACAAAUACAAGCCGCCGAAUCCCCCUCCGGCUUCCGAGCAGCUAGGCAAGAAAAAUCUCUACUUGGCGUUUAUUUGAAGAACUGAGGAAUUCCACCAUGUUCAGCUGGGCAAACAAGGAGCAGGGUGGGAGAAAUAAAGACAGCGAGAUGUUUCAAACCGUCACCGAGGGGUUGCAGAGUCUUUAUAGCAAGAAACUGCUACCGCUGGAAGAGACUUACCUUUUCCACGAUUUCCACUCCCCAGCGUUGGAGGCGGCGGACUUCCAGAGCAAACCCAUGGUGCUGCUCGUGGGGCAGUACUCCACGGGGAAAACGACUUUCAUAAGGUAUCUCCUGGAGCAGGACUUCCCGGGCAUGCGGAUCGGACCUGAGCCCACCACGGACGGGUUCAUCGCCGUGAUGUAUGGGGAGAACGAGGGCGUCAUCCCUGGCAACGCCCUGGUCGUCGACCCCAAAAAGCCCUUUCGCAAACUUAACGCCUUCGGCAAUGCUUUUCUGAACAGAUUCAUCUGCUCUCAGAUGCCCAAUCAGGUGCUGCAGAGCAUCAGUGUGAUUGACACACCAGGGAUCCUGUCUGGAGAGAAACAGCGCAUCAGCCGAGGCUAUGACUUCUCGGAGGUGCUGCGCUGGUUUGGAGAGCGGGUGGAUCGGAUCAUCCUGCUGUUCGACGCGCACAAGCUGGACAUCUCGGACGAGUUCUCGGAGGCGAUCCGGGCGUUCCGGGGCCAGGACGAUAAGAUCCGGGUGGUGCUGAACAAGGCGGACCAGGUGGACACGCAGCAGCUGAUGCGGGUGUACGGCGCCCUCAUGUGGUCGCUGGGGAAGGUGAUAAACACGCCGGAGGUGGUGCGUGUGUAUCUGGGGUCCUUCUGGGCCAAGCCCCUGCAGAACACUGAGAACCGGCGGCUCUUCGAGGCCGAGACGCAGGACCUGUUCAAGGACAUCCAGGGCCUCCCGCGCAACGCUGCUCUGCGCAAGCUCAACGACCUCAUCAAACGCGCCCGGCUGGCCAAGGUGCAUGCUUACAUCAUCAGUUACCUGAAGAAGGAGAUGCCGUCUCUGUUUGGGAAAGAGAAGAAGAAGGAGGAGCUGAUCAGCCGCCUGCCGGAGAUUUACUGCAUCCUGCAGCGAGAGCAUCACAUCUCUGCCGGGGACUUCCCCAACGUCACCAAGAUGCAGGAACAGCUCCAGAACUACGACUUCAGCAAGUUCCCUUCCCUGAAGACCAAGCUGAUCGAAUCGGUGGAUAAGAUGCUGGCCAAUAAGAUCGCUGGGCUGAUGUCCAUGAUUCGCGAGGAGGAGAGCAGGCAGCCCCCCCAGCAGGUGUCUGGCGGGGCCUUUGAGGGGUCCCAGGACGGCCCGUUCGGGCACGGGUACGAGGAGGGCGUGCGGGCAGGGGCAGACGCCGAGGACUGGAUCGUCUGCCGGGACAAGCCCAAAUACGACGAGAUCUUCUACACCCUCAUGCCCGUCAACGGGCGUGUGUCUGGCGCCAACGCCAAGAAGGAGAUGAUGAACUCGCGGCUGCCCAACACGGUGCUGGGCAAGAUCUGGAAGCUGGCGGACUGUGACCACGACGGCAUGCUGGACGACGAGGAGUUCGCGCUCGCCCAGCACCUCAUCAAGAUCAAGCUGGAGGGGUUCGAGCUGCCCUCCGAGCUGCCCCCCCACCUGGUGCCCCCCUCCCACAGGAAGGACCCCACCGCAGACACCCUGUACAACCACCAGGAGGACUGAGCCGCGCCCUCCCCGCCCCGCCCCACCGGAGACCUGGACAGAGGGGGAGGGGGAUAUGUGCAAAGACUGCAGUACUACAGCCCGAUUCUGAAGAGGGGGGGGGGAUUGAAGGAGCAGAGGUUGGGGGGGUGAGGGAGGAGAGAUAAAGUGGUUUAUGGUCCCCAUGGUUUUUUUUUUUUUUUUUGGGAGCAAUCAUCUGUGAUAUUGACUUAACUACAGACCUGGCCUGUACCAUACACAUUGCUACUGUGCGGUAGAUCAACAGAGAUUAUUCACACUGUACAUAAUGCCUCCUGACCUGGCCUGUACCAUACACAUUGCUACUGUGCGGUAGAUCAGCAGAGAUUAUUCACACUGUACAUAAUGCCUCCUGACCUGGUGUAGUUAUAGGGUGUAGGUACAGUCUCAUCUGCGUAAUUCUGGGAUCAGUGUUUCACACGGCGGAAGCAGGUACAGGUGCGCCCAUCCUGGCGCUUCCUGGGCUCACCGUCGUCAGGCGCUCACCUGCCACCUGUAGACCCGCCACACUGCGCCAGCCGAGCAGCCCUGCACGCUUCUGACUUCCUCAUUCUGAAGUAGAUUACUCUUCCUCUUCCUCCGACUCUUAUGUCCAAUAAUCUCUUUCUGUGAGGUUUUUUUUUGUCUAGACAUGCUCCAGAAUAUUUCAAGCACCAAAGUAGAAAGGUUUUUAACGAUCUGUGACUGUAAGAGAUGAUAACCUUUAACCUUUAACGUCUUCAGCCACAAUUACUUAAUUUAUUCAUUUUAUGUCCAAAUUCAUGACUCAUUUGACAGCCAGGCCAUUUCUAGAUGAAUGUGCUUCUUUCAGGAGGGCAUGAGAAGUUUAAAUGAACCGUGGUGCUGAUGAGGGACUGAAUGUGGCUGGUUUUUGUUUUUAUGUUAAAAUCAGCAACCAGUUUAGACCCCAAAAAACCAGGUGAGAUGAGUUAUGUGGGUCAUUAAAUGCUUUAAUUGGUCAAUUAACAAUGAAAACUGUGGCCCUCCCGGGUUAGGGAAAUAAAGAUACCUGCCUUAACACAAAGGUGCCUGCAGGUUUAACUCCAGUCCUGGAGGGGGCGCUGUGCCUGCAGGAUUUUGUCGUUUCCUUUCAAUGAGAAAACAAUUUUGGCCGUAGAAACAAGGUGUAUGGAUUCUUCAGCCAAUCAGUGACUUGGAAUAAUGACUUAAGUGCUGAAUAAGAGAACACCAGGCCCUGCCUUCACCUGAAGAGCUUGUGGCCUGCACAGGAGUCCCGGGAAAGUGCCUGCUCGUCCAUCUCACUGUUUAAACCAGCGUUUCAUUUCAAUGAUUUAUUUCUCUCUCUGUUUCUCCUUUCCACAAAAACAAACUGCCAAGAAAGUGUCUUUUGCAGUCUAUGGUAUUUUAAUUUUAUUUACGUAUUUGCACUGUCCUUGUAGAAUGUAUUUUUAAAAAAUCUAAUACUAGUACAUUUUAAAAUGAACAACCUUUGUUUUGAGAAGUAAGAGAGAAAUUGCCAGGUGUUGUAAAAUAUUUAAAAUAUUAUAUUUCCAUUAUUUUUAUCAAGAAGAGGGCAGGAACUGCUGCAAAUAGCUUUAGAGUUUCCUGGAAGAAGGGGAACUGGCCAUGGCUGCUCAUGUGAUACGCGUCCGGCAUGUUGGCAACCAGCCUGGAGAACAAUGUGUGGAAGUCACCCAAUGAGCACACAAUCUGGCUUUAUCUGAGUGGGCUUACAAACCGCGCACACGCUGCACACGUAGGUGUGCCCUCUCCCUGUGGUCAGUGGCUUAGCAGCAUACUCAGGGUUUGAAGGAGCGGGAUCAGGACCAAAGUGGGCAGUACUUUUCAGGUUCAGCGUAAAUGAUGGGUAAGCAGUCCUGGAGAACGCAGCCAAUUCAGUGCCUUCGGAACCUUCUGCUAGCUGCCGUCUGCUAGCCACCUUCUGCUAGCUGCCCUUUGCUAGCCUUCUGCUAGCCACCCUCUGCUAGCUGCCGUCUGCUAGCCUUCUGCUAGCCACCUUCUGCUAGCUGCCCUCUGCUAGCCUUCUGCUAGCCACCCUCUGCUAGCUGCCGUCUGCUAGCCUUCUGCUAGCCACCCUCUGCUAGCUGCCGUCUGCUAGCCUUCUGCUAUCCUUCUGCUAGCUGCCCUCUGCUAUCCUUCUGCUAGCUGCCCUCUGCUAGCUGAUUUCUGCUAGCUGCCGUCUGCUAGCCGCAUUCUGCUAGCUGCCCUCUGUUAGCCGCCUUCUGCUAUCCUUCUGCUAGCUGCCCUCUGCUAGCUGAUUUCUGCUAGCUGCCCUCUGCUAGCCGCAUUCUGCUAGCUGCCCUCUGUUAGCCGCCUUCUGCUAGCUGCCUUCCUGCCACUUAUCAGGUUUGUUGUUCACACAGCUCUGUUACUUGCCUCUGUUACCUACGCCCUGUAGCUCUGUUACCAUGCCCUGUAACUCUGUUACCAUGCCCUGUAACUCUGUUACCCACGCCCUGUAACUCUGUUACCCACGCCCUGUAGCUCUGGUACCCAUGCCCUGUAACUCUGUUACCCACUCCCUGUAGCUCUGUUACCCAUGCCCUGCAGUCCUGUUACCCACGCCCUGUAACUCUGUUACCCAUGCCCUGUAACUCUGUUACCCAUGCCCUGUAGCUCUGUUACCUACGCCCUGUAACUCUGUUAACCAUGCCCUGUAGCUCUGUUACCCACGCCUUGCAGCUCUGUUACCCAUGCCCUGUAACUCUGUUACCCAUGCCCUGUAGCUCGCUCUUACCCACGCCCUGUAGCUCUGUUACCCAUACCCUGUAGCUUUGUUACCCAUGCCCUGUAGCUCUGUUACCCACGCCCUGCAGCUGUGUUACCCAUGCCCUGUAACUAUUUUAUUCCAGGAUACCAUGUUAGGUAUUUAACAGUAGCUGUGAUCCAUCCUGUUAGGAUUUCUGAAUUCAGCACACUUCAGGACUGACUCCUGUUAAAUUUUCAAGCCAUUUCACUCUGUGAUUCUUUUUGAUUUGUCUUUGUUUUCUGGCAGUAGUAUUAGUGACUUGUAUUUUUAUUGUAAUGAUGUUUUUUUUCUUCUCCUUUUUUAAUGACUGUAAAUGUAUUUAGUGCAAUACAGAUGGGAUUCUUUACUGGGGAAUAUGUUUAUCUUUCUGAGCUCAAUCUGUCCAUUCCCGCUGAUCUUCCACAGAUUCUGUGUUUGUGCAUUAAAGAUGCUUUCUGUGCACCCAAAAUCUGUUUGUAUAUUGCAAAUGCGUAUAUUAAACAUUAAAAUAUGUAAAAAUCA
This is a messenger RNA of Anguilla rostrata (American eel), 5067 nucleotides long. RefSeq names its product EH-domain containing 4 (gene ehd4). Gene Ontology annotation, biological process: endosomal transport; endocytosis. Gene Ontology annotation, molecular function: GTP binding; calcium ion binding; protein binding. NCBI's taxonomy places the organism in Eukaryota, Metazoa, Chordata, Actinopteri, Anguilliformes, Anguillidae. The coding region runs from base 177 to 1817 and encodes 546 amino acids. The record is from RefSeq and is a predicted model, not a curated record. The transcript is spliced from 6 exons. Gene Ontology annotation, cellular component: plasma membrane; cytoplasm.